GGUCUUGCUGAAAGGCUGAACCGACUCCACAGCAGGCAAAGAUCAGCCAACAGCUUCUGGAGACAUCAGUGCAACUCAACCACAUCAGCUGCUGACAGGCCAGGGGUGCUGAUGCUGAGGAUUCUGGGAGUUCGGGAGGAAUGUGGCAUGCAGGCUGCUGUGUGUGACAGGCUGCCGGUUGGAGAAAUGUGUGUGGCUCUUUUCAGCAAGGACACGGCUGCCCAGUUACAGCUUGUACCCGGAGACAGCGUCCACAUCUACCCACCAUGGCAGAAUCUGGUUGUGGAGGGUGAACGCUAUCCCAUAAUUCUCAACACCCACUUCAGUCAGAAUGUCUGCGAAGAGACUAAGCCGGAUAACGGAGGCGAGGUCCGAGAGCCGCGGUCGCUGUGGAGAAAUGCAGACCUCCGCCGUUAACCAGGAGCCUGUGGCGGUCAGGGACGAGCCAAGUGUCAACCGAGACAUCCAUUCCCUGUAAACAGGUCGGUGAGUUGAACAGACGAGGAGUUCGGAAGUCUCUGCUGGACGCAGUGGAGGAUUGUGGGUCGUCGGGCUCUCAGAGUGGUCCUGUUGAGGUGGUCGUUCAGAGGGUCUACUGCAUACCCAUCUCUCAGUCCCUUCACAGAGCUUCUCUCCAGCACAGAGCACUGGACAGACCUCCAUCAGAAUCAGCACCACCGCAACACAUCGACAGGCUGUGUGUUCUCGUUCAGGAUGGUUACGGGAUGUUUGGUGAGGUUCUUCUGCACUGUGUGUCCACAGAAUCAGAGAUCCAGCAGAGCUUUGAGCAGCUGGAGGGCUGUGUGUGUCUCCUCCAGGCCCUGAGAGUCGUCCAGCGUCUCACGCGCGACAAAUGUUCUCCGCUCUUCAGUAUGACUGACAGUUUGUGGCCUCCUCCGGUUGAUCCAAAAUCUCAUGACGAUCUGCCGCAGUCUCCCAGCGAUGAAUCUUCAAGGUGUCGUUGCAGCUUUUGGGCCACUAUGGUUCAUAAACAAUUACUGAGCUCAAAUGCAGGCAAGAGGGAGAUGCUGCUGUUUGUGACAGAUCCCAGUCUGCAAAUGGAGCUGAACGCAGAGGGGAACAGGAGAACUGUAGCUGUGUGUCUGAGCCCGUCCUGCCUGAUCCAGAGCUCAGUAACACAGGCGCUGGAAACCCCGCAGACACAACCCCUUCUGAUGUUCAGAGACGCUGUUAGACAUAUGAACACAUCAACUGGAAAAGUUUGGCACAACUGAAUGGAAGCCAUUCAAGCUGAAAGUCUCUGUGGUUGCUUCUUCAUGUCUGAACUAUUUUGAGAUUUAGAGGUUUCCUACAUUAAUCUUCAUGUUGUUAUUUCUCAGAGCCAUGAGUGUAGAACGUUCCAUGACAUUAAGCUUCUGCUCCUUUUUCGUAAACCAGCUCAGAUAUUCUGCUGGGAACAGACAGUGAUCCAACUGGAACCAGAGGACCCAUCCUUCUCCAU
Messenger RNA from Sinocyclocheilus rhinocerous, 1462 nucleotides. RefSeq names its product DNA repair-scaffolding protein-like. Bases 726 to 1235 code for a protein of 169 amino acids. Gene Ontology annotation, biological process: double-strand break repair via homologous recombination; regulation of establishment of protein localization to chromosome. The transcript is spliced from 9 exons. The record is from RefSeq and is a predicted model, not a curated record. Lineage: Eukaryota; Metazoa; Chordata; Actinopteri; Cypriniformes; Cyprinidae. Gene Ontology annotation, cellular component: nuclear chromosome; nucleoplasm.